Messenger RNA from Balaenoptera musculus (blue whale), 1251 nucleotides. RefSeq names its product zinc finger DHHC-type palmitoyltransferase 19 (gene ZDHHC19). The record is from RefSeq and is a predicted model, not a curated record. Gene Ontology annotation, biological process: protein targeting to membrane; peptidyl-L-cysteine S-palmitoylation. The transcript is spliced from 8 exons. Gene Ontology annotation, cellular component: endoplasmic reticulum; Golgi apparatus. Bases 59 to 1150 code for a protein of 363 amino acids. Gene Ontology annotation, molecular function: protein-cysteine S-palmitoyltransferase activity. Lineage: Eukaryota; Metazoa; Chordata; Mammalia; Artiodactyla; Balaenopteridae.
GGAGCUCCUGGAACCAGCAGUGGAGAGAGAGCCUGGGGGCCCUAAUCUCCCCUGGACCAUGGGACGUCCAGCCAUGCCGCUCCUGAAGGAGCCUCAUCGCCCGCCUCAGGCCCCACUCCCCUGGAUCCUCCCGAGCCUAUUUGCUGCUUUCAACGUGGUGCUGCUGGUCGUUUUCAGUGGCCUCUUCUUCGCAUUCCCUUGCAGGUGGCUGGCCCAGAACGGGGAAUGGGCCUUUCCCGUCAUCACAGGCCUCCUCUUUAUCCUCACCUUCUUCAGUCUCGUUUCACUCAACUUCUCAGACCCUGGCAUCUUGCAUCAAGGCUCCAACGAACAGGGCCCCAUGAUGGUGCAUGUGGUAUGGGUGAACCACAGGGCCUUCCGCCUGCAGUGGUGCCAUAAGUGCUGCUUCCACCGCCCGCCCCGGACCUACCACUGCCCCCAGUGCAACAUCUGUGUGGAGGACUUUGAUCACCACUGCAAGUGGGUCAAUAACUGCAUCGGUCACCGCAACUUUCGCUUCUUUAUGCUGCUCGUCCUGUCACUAUGCCUCUACUCAGGUGCCAUGCUGGUCACCUGUCUGAUCUUCCUGGUGCGCACGACCCACCUGCCCUUCUCCAUGGACAAGGCUAUUGCCAUCGUGGUGGCUGUACCCGCCGCCGGCUUCCUGGUGCCACUCUUCCUGCUGCUGCUCAUCCAGGCCAUGUCGGUGAGCGCGGCCGAGCGCUCCUACGAGGGCAAGUGCCGAUACCUGCAAGGAUACAACCCCUUCGACCACGGCUGUGCCAGCAACUGGUAUUUAACAAUUUGUGCACCGCUGGGACCCAAGUACAUGGCUGAAGCUGUCCGGCUGCAGAGAGUGGUGGGGCCUGAUUGGGUACCCAGGCAGAACGCGCACUUCCCGAUGUGCCCCUCCGCGCUCAGUCCCCCAGACCUCCCUGGGCCUGGGUCUGGCCCCCAGUCCCAACCUCUGGGUCUCGACAAACCAGGGAAGGGGCCCCCAGGGAGUGGUGAGGCUGCAGCCCUCCAGGAGCUCCACGCCAGCCCGGUGCUGCCCCUGCUGCGGGAGGCCCCCAGACGAGGCUCCGCCUACCUCUUGCCCUUUCGCACUGGGAGAUGCCAGGAGCCUCCGCAGCCGAACCUCACCUCUUGAGCCCCUUGUGGAGACCUCUGUGCCCUGCCCUUGCCCACUCGCCUGGCGGGAGUGCUGAGACCCGCCCCCCCCCCAAAGCCCAUUAAAUACCCUUUGCCUAC